This is a messenger RNA of Sitophilus oryzae (rice weevil), 2856 nucleotides long. RefSeq lists its product as uncharacterized. Gene Ontology annotation, molecular function: metal ion binding. Gene Ontology annotation, biological process: spermatogenesis. The coding region runs from base 18 to 2843 and encodes 941 amino acids. Lineage: Eukaryota; Metazoa; Arthropoda; Insecta; Coleoptera; Curculionidae. The record is from RefSeq and is a predicted model, not a curated record. The transcript has 15 exons.
UUUGUUGUAUUUUGUGAAUGUAUAAAUGUUUUCUUAGUAUAAAGUUACAUUAUAAAUGUAUGAGGAAAAUUAAAAAUUACUGUCGAGAUCUUAUAGAAGACAAGGAUGACUUAAACAGUAACAUUGAAAAAGUUUUGUGCAAUAUAACAAGACAAGUAACAGUUUUGUCAGAGCAUUGCAAUAGUUCACUUGCUGAAAAGGAGUUGGUUCUUAAAUAUAUCACUAAAACUAUGGCAUUAUUCACAGAACUAAAUCAUUCAGUACUCAAAUUUUUAGAAGAUGAUUUAUCAUUUGCAAAUCCAGAUAUCUGUAAACAGUCUAGAUUGUCUGAUGAAAACAGUAAGUCUAAGUUUAAUGAAUCACUUUUAUCGAACUUUUUAAAAAACGAUUCUCAGUAUCAUGACGAUCAAAGAAAAUGUUUAGAAAAUACUGUGCUUAAAAUAUCAUUUGAUGAAAAUAGACAUACAUAUGGUAAAAAUGGAACGUUAGGCAAUUUAGAUGUACUAUCGUCAACUGUAAUAGAAAAUUCAGUUGUUCCUGACAGAAAAUGUACAAAGGGUAUCACCACAAACUGUACAAAUGAUGAGAGUAAACAAUUUUUACCAGUUUCUACUAAUGACUGUCUUUUGAGGAAUUCUGGUCAAAUUGACUGCAACUUGCAGGAAAUUGAAAAAAUACGAGAGAACAUGAAAGUUUUGAGUACAAAACUUGAGUUUAAUGAUAAUACCAAAAAUCAUUCUUUUCAAGAUGUUCCAAAUUCAUCGGUAAACCAUGAAAUACCUGUUAAUGACUUGUUAACCAACAAACUUAGUGAAGAUGUUAUAGAAAAAAAUGUAGAUGAAAUAUCCACAAUAAACAAUCCUUGUAAUGAUAUAAGCAAUUUAGAACCAGUACAUGAAAUUUUAAACAAUAACACUGAAAUAAACCAGAUUUCAAUCUUGCCAAAAAAUACUACUGGAGCAAUUAGAAAAUAUAGUGGUACUGAAAAUUAUCUUACCGAUAGUACAGCUCCAUCUUCUGCUUUUAGCAAAGUUAAUAUCUGGUUGGAGAAUAGCAAUCCUGCUAUUACAGUGGGUUUGAAUAAUUGUAUUGAAGACAAUUCAGUUAUAAAUAAACUUGUAGAGUUAAAAAGGAGAGAUGAACAUAAAGAUGACAAAUUAGAAAGUUUAAGAUUUGUUCCUAUGGAGGCCUCAGAUUCUAUUAAAAAUGAUUUAUAUUCUGAUGUAUCUUCAAUAAAGAAAAAGAAAUCUAAGAAAAAUAAAGGACUGAAGAAUACAAAUGAAAGACAUACCCUUGAACCAAUGCAAGUUCCAUCCAAAGGUACAAUUUGUACUUUUGCUCAUAUUGUAUCCCCAUCAGAAUUUUAUUUACAAAUUGUCAGUGAGACGAAUUCCAAAAAUUUGGAUUUAGUUACCUAUAACCUUAAUCAAACAUUCAAACAAACUAACUCGAAAUAUAGGACCAAACGUGAAGCCUUUUUAGCACUUGGAAAUUUUUGCUGUGGAUACGUUAUUGAAAAGAAAGAUUGGUUUAGAUUGUCAGUAAUUAAUUGGAAAUUGGAAUAUGAGUCAGAUAAUGUUGAAGUGCAAGCUGUUGAUUACGGUUAUGAACAUACUAUUUCUUAUAAAUAUUUAAGGGAGUUAACUCAAGAUCUUUCUCAAAUCCCAAUUUUAGCCAUAAAAUGUCAUUUUCCCUUACUAUAUCCUCCAGGAUCUACAGUUUCAAAUAAAAUUACAGAAUGGCCUAGCGUAAGCAUUGAAGGUCUAGAUAAUAUUGCUAAUUUACCUGUUGACAAUACUAAAUCAGAAUACAAUUUUUUCGAAAUUAUUUUUAGCAUGCCACAGGGUGAUUCUGUAGCAGUAGACUUAAUACAGCAUAACGGAGAUGGCACGAGUUUAGGCGCAUUGCUAGUUGAAUUUGAUUUAGGAGUAGAGAUUGGAGAUGAACCAAAUCAGUAUGUUGAUGACAUGAAUUUGGAUAUGUUUUUAGCAGAUACAGAUAAAAUGGAAACUGCUAAUAAUUUAAAUGAGCUUGUAUGGGGUUAUGACCCAACCGACGAAGCUCGUAUUUGUAAAUUUUCUCGUCCAGAUGGUACUUGUUUUAAAGGAGCAAAUUGCAAGUUGGACCAUGUUUUACUAAAAGAUGGAUACACAACUGACAAAGUUGAAGUUUUUAACACAACCAAGAAAGAGAUGGUUUUACCAAAAAAGGGAGAAAUUCGACAAAUAUUAGUAACUGCCUUUGUCGAUCCUUGUACCUACAUUGUGCAGAUUGUUAACGAUCCGGUUAAUGAUGAAAGCAUUGGUGCAAAAGUGGAUAAGGAAUUAUCAAAUUUAAUAGAUUUUAUGAACAAACCAAGAACCAUAUCAAAUUAUGACGGUUUUAAAUUAUACCCAUCCUUAGGAGAAUUAGUAGUGGUGUAUUCUAAAUCAUUGGAUUUGUGGGUAAGAGCAAGGGUGUUGGACUUUGAGGACUUUAGAGAUUCUAUAAAGAUAUACACACUGGAUUUUGGAGAAUACUUCAGUGUACAACUGAAAGAUUUAAGAAUGAUGAAAGAAGAGUUUGUUACUCUUCCUUUUCAGGCUGUCAAAGUUCAUUUGUGUGCUUAUAAACCUAAAGAGUCCUGUAAUAAGAAUUUAGUACAAACAUUUUUUGAUAACCAUAUUAUUUAUAAAAACUUUUUAGCCUAUUUCCAAUCUAAUGUGGACCCGCUUAAAGUAAAAAUUACUACCUAUAAAGGACAAGAUAUUGGAAUAACUUUAUUAAAAAAGGAUUUUGUAGAUAAGUCAAUUAUAGAUUUAAGUAAUUUUGAUACAGGAAAUAAAAUAUUAGAUUUGGAAUAAAUUUUAUAAUGUA